CACUGCUGUAGGAUCAUACAGUACAGAGAGUGUGUGCUGGUGCUCUGAUCUGAGAAGACCCCUGGCACUUCUUUGCAAAAAAGAUGAGAACGACGAGGAUGAAGUUGGCUCUCAUUAUGCUGUGCAUGAUCUCAGCGUGUGGAGCUCAGAAAUCCAAACAGGAGACAUCACGCUGGGAACCUAAAGCAGUACAGACUAGUGCCAAGACUUGCUCAAACCUGACUCAGGUGCUGGACAACUGGAAAUUUGCUAUUGUGACCCAAGUGAAAGACUUGCUGAUCAAUGACCACGCUUCAGUCCUUCCUGAAUAUAACAGGAUCCAACCUCUUUCAGAUGCUCUGGGAGACCUCUACCGGCAGUUUAACACUCUAAAGGAUGAGCUGGGAAAGUUUACUACAAAGCUCGACAGAAUGGAGGCUUUCGUGGAUGAGCUCAAGGACGGCAGAUACGCCCUGCCUCAGCGGCCCGUACAUAGGCUCCAACCCAGCUUUGGUCUUAGGUCUCCUCUGCGUGCACAGAUGAGGGGUCCUGAAAGGAGGAUAAUCACUAGCCCAACACUGAGAAGGGCAAGGAGGAGAGGACCGUAGAAAUCUUAAACCUGUUGGCUUUUUUGUUUGGUAUAAAUGCAGAUUUGUUGAAAAUAAAUGUUUAUAUAUUUUUCAGAAGAAGAGGAUUGUUUUAUACUAUUUCUUUGAUGAGUAUGGUGUGAGAAAAAAGCUAAAUAAAAUGGCUUUAAUGAGACUUUAUUAAAGCAAACUAUAGCCACCUGCUGGUACAAAAUCACAAUAAACCACAAGGUGGCAGCAUUUAUCAAAUUAUCUUCACUAUAUGCUGUUUUUGGAUGCAUCAACGGGCUGGACUUAAAGUCAAAUAAAUGGCUAAACAUGUAGUUAAGGAGUGUUAUAUAUUACCUCAUUAUGAUUUUUUUUAUUACUUUAAUUAGCAUUGUAAGUCUUUGGUUUGUAUUUGAUUUGUUUAUCCAAAUACUUAUUAAAUUAU
Messenger RNA from Oreochromis aureus, 999 nucleotides. RefSeq lists its product as uncharacterized. The transcript has 4 exons. NCBI's taxonomy places the organism in Eukaryota, Metazoa, Chordata, Actinopteri, Cichliformes, Cichlidae. Bases 84 to 587 code for a protein of 167 amino acids. The record is from RefSeq and is a predicted model, not a curated record.